This is a messenger RNA of Clunio marinus, 186 nucleotides long. NCBI's taxonomy places the organism in Eukaryota, Metazoa, Arthropoda, Insecta, Diptera, Chironomidae. The record is from the annotation of a GenBank genome assembly.
AUGCAGAGGCUUUAUGGCGUGCAUUUCAUUUCACCUCACACCGCUAAUAAAGCCUUGAAAUGUCUAAUGGAUAAGCAUCAACAUCAUAAUAGAUAUUUAUAUGUUUGGAAAAUGCACAAAUUAGAAUUUCAACAAUUUUCUACCGAGAAUGGAAUUUUCACAUUUGACACAUUCACACAACAUUGA